UUUUUUUUAUAAAAAGGGAAGAAGGAAAUGUGACAAUGAAAAUUUUAAAUCUCAUGCAUUUUGGAGGACCAUCUUCAGGAUGCAAUCACAUGUAUGAAAUAUUAGUAUAACUGUAUCAUGAUGUCACCUUAAAGAUUUAUUUUUGUUUUUACUAUUUUGAAAUAAGAGGUGGUAUGUUUUUAAGAUUAAGUAGCAAAUGUUGUGUCAAAGAUUAACUGUUACAUGUUUUGAAAUGUAGUGAUAUAAUUACUCGCUUAAGUUUGAUGAACAAAUACUGUGUUUACUUCAGUGGGUGCAGAAAACAAUCACUGCUGCACGUCGGUACAGUGAUAUGAUGAACUGUCCAUUGAAGAUUUUUGUCUAACCUUGCUAGAAACCAUAUCUCCAUCAAACUUAUACAGACAUAACGCUGCAAGAGAAAUGCUUUCUUUGUUCAUAUUUUUGGGAAAACCAGAAAGAAAGACGUGAACACAAAUGGCAUAUUGAUUUUUCCUGACAUAUAGGACAAAUAAUGGAACAUAGGAAUCCACCAUUUCAGGUAAAAACAGCUGAUCGGUUGGCAUUGUGCCAUGCAGGAUCGCACUCCUCAUCCAUUUUGGGUCAAUCAGCAAUGAUAGCAACCUAACAUUGUGUGGAUUUACAUGUUUAUAUGUCAGGGGGGUAAUUCAAGUUCAACAUGUUCAAAACAGUUGAAUUUAUGCCAGGAAGAAAGUUUGUGGGUAUUGAAGACAAUGUGUGACCUUUAAAUUUCCUGGUGUUUCAUAAUAUUUUGUUUGUCAAGUAGUUGAAAUCUGAAUGUUCAUGUAUGAGCUAACUAUAUUGCAGUUUUUAAUGUAUCGUAAGUAAAACAGCCUUUUCAGUGCAUUAAAUUGUUCUGGAAGAGAAAUUUAAGUAAGUUACAUAUACACAUCAGUAAAACACUUUGUAUGUGACUUGCAGUGAUGAAUGUGCAAAAUUACGUGAUCCUAAACAUUGCUGACUGGUACAUCAUCCUUUCUCCUAGUAGGGGGCUAGUUAUUUAUGUGUCUUUGGAAGGAGACCCUUUAUUUGUUUUUGGUAUACAUAUAAUAGUGAAAGAUUGCAAAUUGAAGAGCACUGGCAUGGCACAAAGAAAAAUCCAUGCAGGGUUCCAUUUACCAAAAGUUUAAAUAAAUAAAUUGAUAUUGGCCUUUUGCCACAUUGUCUGCAGACCUUUCGAUCAGGUGUUAUUGUGUCAAUGGUACUGUAUACAGGUAACGAAAUCAGCUGGGUUUUACGCAUUAAUGAUCUGCAUCGUAAACACAUAUGAAGUUGACUUCUGUUUUGACAAUGUAUCAAGGGAUUUCUUCUCUCUUUUUUUUAAAGUUCAUUGUUAUUAGAAUACUCAGUGUACAUGACAGCCAGUAACUUGAUGUUCAGAUAUGUAUAGUGAAAUUUCUGGAGAUCUCCGGCCAGGCAUCUAAAACUCAUGAAUUUUUUAAAAAGAUACAAUCAAUGACUUAUAAACAGGAAGUCAUAGAAUGGCAUGCAGAUCAGUUGACAGAAACACAUUAUGCCAGAAAACACUGAGUCAGAGGGUCACGAUCGCACAGGGUCAGGUCAUGGUCGGUCAGCUAUGACGAUCAACAAAGAGUUACAAGCCAAUAAGAGCAGGAUUGGAUCAGCGAAGUACUAUGAUAUUGCCUCAGCUCUUAUGGGUAAAGGCAAGGCUGACCUGGAGGAGCUUUUUCUGAAUGCAGCAAGAGAUGGGGAUUAUGACAGAAUAGAGACAUUUUUAUUAAGACGUAGUGAUGUCAUAGUAAGCAUUGAUGUCAAGGACAAAAGAACUGGGAACACCCCACUCAUCUGGGCUGCUAAAAGAGGACACACUAAGAUUGUCCAGUUACUCCUAAAACAUGGUGCUGAUAUUACUCUCCGUAACUAUGAAAACCAGACAGCAGUGGAGGUAGCAUCUGCUGGAAUCCGAACAAUUCUGCUGGACUCUGUGGAGCGCUGCACCGAAUCAUUCCAUCGUCUCUUACUGCAGGCAGCAUGGCAGGGCAAUAUCAAAGUCCUCAGGAAAUUACUGAAUGAAAACAAGGUUCGGGAUAUCAACUGCCAGAACUCAGAGGGGUUGACAGCACUUCUGCUGGCCUGUCGAGACAUUCAGCUAUUUGAGAGACUCUCUACACAGAUGAAUCGACCUUAUGACCCUGUGGAAUGUGUCAAGGAGUUACUCUCUCAUAGAGCUAAUGUGCAUGUAGUAGAUGGAGAUGAUAUGACCUGUUUGCACUACACAUCUAAAUCCAAAGCUGGUCUGGCUUUGGCCGUCCUGCAAACCAUACUGGAAGCAGAACCUAAUAUAGAAUCUAAGGAUAAGCGUCUUUUUGCCCCAGUCCACUGUGCCUCUCAGACAGGCAAUGUAGAAUGUUUGGAGGCCCUACUGGAGGGAGGUACAGAGGUCAAUUGUCGGGGAUUUGCAGGUGCCACCCCACUACACAUAACUGCAUACAAUGAUCAUGAAAAGGCAGCUUGCUCCCUGCUGAAACAUGGAGCAGACGUCACUUUAACAGAUGACAGAGGAUUGACUGCCCUUGACCUUGCCAGAGGUCGAAAGAUCAAGGCUGUACUCAAGGAGGCAUGGACAGAAGCCACACAGUGUAAACCAUCAACGAGUCUUGCCCCCUUGAAAACUCCAGGUCGUGAGGACAGUCGAGUGUCCACUGAGGAUGUUAAAAAGAAGAAACGAGGAGGGGAAGUCAUAUUUGAUGCAAUGCCAACCAGUGUAUUUGCCAACAUGAAAUCUACACCAAAUAAGGGAAAACUGGUUUCCCGACACUUAAGCCUGAAAGAAAAAGCCAGACUUGCUGAGGAGAACAUGCUUCAGGACAUCGAGAAUGGAAACUUUGUUCCUGGUCCGUAUCUCAGCACUCCAAAUGACAAUGAACUCACUUCAGUCUGUCGAUCUAGGGAUGGAGUAAGAAAGCUAGGAAAGGUCAGAAGUCAAAGGUUGUCACCAUCACCUCUACCAAAAACCAGAUCCAAAGAGAGGCUACCCUCCAUCAGCCCAGAAAGAGGCCAUGAUAGGGAUUCACCAACAUUCAGCAGAAAUGGAAAAUAUCGAAGGUCAUUUGAUGAAAGCAAGAUUAGUCUGGGAAGAGGAAACAAGCCAGUUACCUUCCCUGGACCUGGUAGUAAGGGGAAUAGGGUGUCUCCCCUGACAGUGAGGGAGAACACUAGGACAUCCCCUCUCACUAUAGUGGACCCAGAUUUUGAUCAGUGUAUGCAGAUUAACAGAAUGCAGGUGCCAUCAUCGCCUACCCCAAGCAUCAGCAAGAACUAUAAACAUCAUCGUAGAUCAGGCUCCGACACUAUUGCCAAUAUCGGUGACCUGGCCAUGACCUGUGAGACUUAUAUAAGUAAAGGUUCUGUUAAUCCACUACAUCACAGUGAGGACUAUAAUAUUGAGUGCACCUCACCUCGAAUUGCAAAGUAUCCCAGAAGGGAGACAACUCAUUAUUCACAACUACUAAGAGAGACAACCCAGAAAAAUCUUUAUAAUCAAGAUGGAUCUUGUUAUUCUUCAACAGCAACUUGUGAAGUGACACAAAUUUUGGAUCUGGAUCAAAUGGGACUGACCAACAAAUGUCCACAGACACCUGUUCAGGGAGUCCCUCUUUAUCCAACUUCAUCCAAUAUCCUUCCCCCAACACCCACAUUACUCAAUCAACAGACAAAUUCUAACCUAGAGUGUGCCAUGACAGAGCAGCAGCCAUCAGAUGACUCAAAGGACCCAUCACCAAGGUCAGAUGAGGAUGAAUUGAUUAAGAAUAAUGAUAUCAAGAUGGCCUUUGCAGGGACUAUAGAACUCAUGAAAUCUAGAUCUAUGUAUAAGGAAGAGUUUAUCCUUGAGGAAAGUCGACCUCGAGAUUUGUCACUCAGGUCCUCAAGUAGUGAAGAUUCUCAAAGGAGUAAGCAGUCACAUUCCAGCAGAAGCUCCUCAGGAGACCCACCCAUUAAGGAGAAUUCUGGGAAGAUCGCUAAACCAGCAUCAAAUGCAACUCAGCGAAGCAACAUCAAACAAUCUCUCAGGAAUGAUGUAGCUAAAAAAAGUGAUACAAGACAGUCAAUACCUCAGAAAGGUGGUCCACAAGUUUCCAAACCUUCCAGUGUAGGUUCGAAGAAAUUGACCCUUCGAUCUAAGCAAAAAUCUGUGAUGUCAGAAUCCCGUGGAGCAGUCUAUCUUGGGAAUUUGAAUAAUGAUACUGCUGUUAAAAAUGUACCAGUUGUGCCAAAUUCUGCUGGUAUUUCAAAGAGUUCUUCGGCUCAAAGCAGAAUUACAGUGCACUCCAGACAUUUUAGUGAGGAUUUAGUGAAAGAUGAUAUACAGUGUAGCAAUAGUGAAAACAAAUCCGGACCAAUGCAAGUUGUGUCAUCACAGCUACUUUCUAAUGUCAAGGAAGAGAUCAGGAAGAGGAGUGAACUCUUAUCAGACGGAAUGGAAGAAACCCCUAUUGUGAGUAAAGGUCAGUCAGGGGAGAGUGAACUAGAAAAGGACGAGUCAAAGAAGUUGGCAAAGAGUGAAUCUAAUGUGCACAAACUCAAAACUGUUGAAAAAGAGGCAAAUUUACCAAGACCUGCAACUCAGGCUUCAGCAAAAGCAGUGAAAAGAAUUGGACCCAUUCCAGCCAAUAAACCAGUAGCUGCUAAUAACAAAGCAUUUGUCUCCAUGAAUCAAAACCCCAAAUCGACAAAUCCAUCUUAUCUUCAGCCAACCAGGUCGUCUUCUUCCAGAGCAGGCAAUGAUGCAGGAGCAAAAGAUAUAAAAACUAACUAUACAAAACCAACAACUGAUGGGAAAAGCACAGGUAAACCAGAUAUUCUGAAAGUAGGCCCUGAAUCUAAACAUCAAGAGAAGUCAGAAGCAGAGACAAAGUCAACCACAAACAACUUAUCUUGUACCGAUGUUAAUAAAACUGCUCAAACUGUCAGUGGAAGUCAUUCCACUGCUAAUAAUUCAGGAAAUGUAUCUGUAAAUAAAGUUUUCACAAGCAACACAAAUGCUAAAUUAGUUGAUCCAAAAUCAGGAAAACCAAUGUCUACAACAUCAUCACAAUUAAAGGCAACCAGUUCCAAACAGUCAAUUACCAACUCUGCAAAAACUCAGAAUUCACAGAAAAGCUCAGCAGGCAGACCUCUGCGUGGAAACUCUAGUGCAACUAUUAUAGCUAAAGCACCAGCAGCUUCUGUGAGAAGUGAGUCAAACAUCUCAGGAAAGGCAUCAUCACAAGUGAAAGAGAAAGAUGACAACACUCAGGAAUCAAGACAAGUAAAUUCAAAUGAGGCGCGGAAAAAUAAAAUGAUGUCAGCUUCAGAAACAAAUUUAGGAGAAGUAAAGGAAAAUAUCCCAAGUAACUUUAAUAGAGCUCAGUCAGACAGUGGCUUUUCAAAGGUAGAAAUGGAGAAAGCAGAUGAACUUCCUGCUUUUCAGUACAAACCAGCCAGUGCAGGAAAGCCACCGCUGGUUGAAAUAGUUACCUCAGUUACUCCUCGCAGGGUCAAACCAGAGCCUGUUGUGGAAGGUCCAAUGCAAACACCUGUCAUUGAAGAUCCCUUUGCUGACUUGUACCCAGACAAUUCGAUAAAACCUCAGGAAAAGAAACCAAGUGGAAAAGGAAUGUCUGCUACAGCAUACGGAUACAUGUUAUCGAAACCAGUAAUAGAAAGAUCUAAAACCAACAUAUCAAUAAAAAGUCGAGGGAAAAGUGCCAAGAAAAAAGAUCCAAAACCGUCCUCUGCAAAUCUCAAGCUGGGUAAGAGAAGAGGUGGUGCAAAAAGCAAGGAGAGAAGAAAUACUGAAGAUGCAGUAGCUCGACCAAAGAGUGGAAAGAGAAUCAAGUCUGGGAAAAGAAGAAAGAAGAUACCUGUAGACUCUCUACUUGGAAAGCAGGCAUCUCAGUCAGAUAUCGCACUAAUCUCAGGGAUAGGCUGGCAUGUGGCUGCUAGCUGCAUAGAUAAGUCAGAUGUCAUAGCUGUGAAGUGUACCGACUCUCAGUCGUCAGUGUCUUCAGAAAGUGAACAUGAAGACAUGGAAGGAGAUGAUUUUCAGCCCUGUGUAAAUCGUCUAGAAAGUCUUGUGUUUGACAACCUUGAAAUGAUAAGAUCAGGAAAUUUCAACAUUGAUGUAGACACCCCAAGGUUUGAGAAGGAUCAUCUCAAGCCCAAAAAUUUAAGGAAUACUUUAAAUGUGGAUGUGUAUCAACAGAUUGACAGUUCCCCAAACACUCCUUCACCUCGCUUUAAACAGAUUAAGCCUGAUUUUGAGGCAAAGAUGAACUUACCAAGAGUAGACAAUGAUGGAUAUCGACCAAUGAAUCUAGAUUUGACACAGACAUCACUUUCUAACAAGAAUGGUAGAAAUGGGGAAAACAAUUCCUUGAAUUCCCUGCCUCCUAACUUUAACAACCUUUUCAAAAUGGAGCAGUUUAGUGCAGCUCAACAAGAACUAGAUGAAAUUUUGUACUCAAAUCCUGCAGUUGAUGAAGCUAAUGAGGAGCUUAACAGACAAAUAUUGAUCGACAAGCUGACACCUAUACCAGAGUCCCCUUCCUUAAGCACAACAACACCAAUUCAUAAAACAUUGACCGCUUUAAGGGACUUUGAUGAGAAAGUGAAAGAUGAGACAUUGAAUGAUCUACUUGGCUUAAAUGGCCAAACUCCCAGAAUACCAAAGGAUGUGGAAUAUUCUCCUGGUCAACUAAAGUAUGGAAAAUCUGAUUUAGAAAAUCAAGAGUUACAACACAGGAAUUCAUCCACUUCAGGAAAAAGCAAAACUUCAGAGAGAACAAACUCAUCAAGCCAAAAAUCAUCUGCUGGUAGCAAUUCUAGGACUCCAGGAUCUUCAGCAGGAAAAAAGAAUUUGCAGCUAUCAGCUGGAAGUCGAGUAAGAGGCCCUGAAUCUGUUGUCAGGAAAACCCAGUCUUCUGCUGGCAGCAAAACAUCAAGGACUCUGGCAACAACUUCUGCUAACAGAAACAAAAAUUUGUCAAAAUCUCUAAAUGAAAAUAGUAGAGGUGAAAUUGAAAUAUCUAUUGAAAAUCUUAAGUCAGCCAUUCAGCAAAAUAAAUUAAAAGAUGAAAGGAAAAAACAGAGAGGAAAACAGAAGGAGAUGGACCUUCUAAAUGUCCCCCUUCCUGCUGAAAAUAUCCCUUUAUUAGAUUUGAAUGGUGUUGAUCAUGCAGAAGAGGAUGAUUUAGGUGGAAGAAUGAGCCAAAGAAAGAAGAAGGAAUCUGGAGGAAGAUCCACCAGAAGAGAAAGAAAAUUCUCAGAAACUAAGAGUGAAGAACAAGAAGAGACAAAUUUGGAUGAGGUUGUGGAGGAAAUUCUCAGCAAUACCUUGUCCUCAACAAGAUCCAACAGAACAUUGACAAAUGUGAGCAGAAACAGCACAUUGACAGAUGCAGACCGAGAUCUGCUUUUGAAGAUGACCCAAAAUGAAUCUCCUUUUUAUGCCAAACUUUCUGCCUCAGUUUCUGAUCACCAGAGGAACAAUCAGAUGGAAGAAAUUGAAGACAUUACAGCACAGCAACCUCAAUUACAAGUUACUGAUGAUCUACAAAGAAGACAAAAACAAAAAUUUGACACUGAAGCUAUUGCAAAGAUCAUGAACAGUUUCAAACACAUGGAGCUGUAUGCAGGCAAAGGUGGCAGUCUGAGAGGUUUGAAAGGAAGCCGAGAGCAUCUACACAAGCCUCACAUGAGUGUUGGAGAACCAUCAUCUGCUCUUGUCAAUCACAAGCCACCCAUAACAGUUCCAAAGGGAAAAUCUGCAGGAAAGUUUACAGAGAUCAGAGGCUCUAAACAAGAUGGUGGAUCCAUGAGGAACAGCAGUCAAAAGGAAGCUUCCUAUCAAUUUGUUAACUUACCUGCACAGGAUGGAACAGGCUUUGGUGAUCAGGAUAGUAUGGACUUUGACAACAAGACAUUAAGUAGUGAAUUAACUAGUGACACACCCUGUUCCACUGUGAACUCAGAUAGCAGAGCAGGCAGUGCCUGUACCUCUAUCAGUAACCAAUCCAAUGCAGACGACACUAUACAAUGGAAGAAAGGAAACGUUCUGGGCAAAGGAGCAUUUGGAACUGUGUGGUGUGGGCUUACCAGUGAAGGACAGCUUAUCGCAGUUAAACAGAUAGAACUGAACACGUCUGACAAAGACAAGGCUAAGCGAGAGUAUGAAAAAGUCCAGGAGGAAGUGGACCUUUUGAAACUGCUCAACCACAAAAAUAUUGUAGGAUAUCUUGGCACAAGCCUUGAAGAAGAAGACAGUGUGGUCAGUAUAUUUAUGCAGUUUGUUCCAGGAGGCUCCAUUGCCAGUAUAUUGGCCAGAUUUGGGGCUCUUGAUGAAGCUGUGUACAGGAGGUACACCAAACAGAUCUUGGAAGGCGUGUCAUACCUUCAUCAAAAUGAUGUCAUUCAUAGAGACAUCAAAGGAGGAAAUGUGAUGUUGAUGCCAAAUGGAAUCAUCAAACUCAUCGACUUUGGAUGUGCCAAAAGAUUAUGUAUAAAUCUCAGUAUGGGCCAGUCACAGAUCCUCAAAUCCAUGAAAGGGACUCCAUAUUGGAUGGCCCCAGAAGUGGUCAACGAAACUGGGCAUGGUAAAAAAUCAGACAUAUGGAGUGUUGGCUGCACUAUUUUUGAAAUGGCUACUAGAAAACCACCAUGGGCAGACAUGAAUCCAAUGGCAGCCAUAUUUGCCAUUGGAAGUGACAGAAAAUCACCACCAAGGUUACCAGAUAAAUUUUCAGCAGAGGCCAUAGAGUUUGUUGAUUUUUGUUUGACAAGGGACCAAAGUCUUCGACCAUCUGCUGUGCAACUUUUGCAACAUGCAUUCAUUACAAAGAGGAAAAAUUCCAAGGGUGAGAAGAAAUGAAUUUGUACUGCUUGCUGUUGGCUUGUUCAUGAGACUGUGUUCUUCACUGGGAAUACACUCCAUUUUCAUGGGAUUUCAAUAAUGUCAUGUGUUGAGAGAUUCUAUGUUCCGGAAGUGAGCUAUGAAUGCUGUUCAAAAAUUUCUAUUCAAAGCCAUUUUAGUGUCCCAGUUGUGUUAUUUACCGGUACAUCACACACUGAAGAGGUGAUCGUGGUGUUCUUGUUCAUGAUAUUAGUUCACUGCUGUUCAGGAAUCAACUUUUGUUCAGGUCUGUGUUCAGAUCUUGCAUCAUUUUUGAUAUACGGAAAGAGACUGAAGAAGACAGAUUUGUUUUUACAUAAUAUUACUAGGAUUUUGUACAUUUCUUCAUAUAUAUUUUGCUUUUUUUUUUUACAGUGAUUGCACUAAAUGUUUAGCUUCUGGAAUAAAUGUAUUUUAUUGUGGAGAAUCAAGAUUAAUGUUGUAAUGUAUGAAUAAAUGUUAUGUUCUGUAAGAUUUUAUAUUUUUCCAUAUUGACACAUUUCCUCAGUGUGAAGGAAAUAAAAUAGUAAUGUUCCAGCAAAAAUUAUUUUUUAAUACACAUUUUAUUUUUAAAUUUGUUAUUUAUGUGUAUAUACCUACAGCAGAGCUUUAUUUUGUAGGGACAUCAUUAUUUUGUACAAGAUUAGUGUAUGAAUGGUGUCCAUAUUGUGCCAAUGUAACCAUUUUUGUUGUUGUGCCAAAUAUGAGUAGGACAUUGUAGUGUAACAUGUACCAACUUUCAUCUGCCAUAGGAAGUGACUAACAUUUUGACAAUAAAUUAACAGGUAGUUAUUUUUGUUGGAGGUAUUGACAAGAUUGAAAAUGAAGUACAAGGGUAUUUCAUAUUAUAUAUAAGACAUAAUUUGUGACACUUUCCUGUUUAAAGGAAUUAGUGAGACAAUCGCAGGAGUUACGCUCAGUGUGAUAUAUAUACACGUGUCUCUCAGUUUAGAAUAAAUAUUGAUUUUCAUAACACAAUUCAGAGUAAAGCAAUAUUUUUUCUUGUCAAUUUUCAUGACAAUAGAUCAGCUUUGCUUAGAUUUAUCAAUGCAAUAUUUUUAGAUGGGCAUUUUUAGUCAAGGGAUAAUCAUCCGAUAAAUAUACCUCCAUGUAAAAUCAAUCCAUCAUUUUGUCACAUUUGCAUACAUGUAUAUACAAAGAUUUACAUUUGGUGCAGUUGUAAACAAUGCAUGUAUGAAUACAGAACUACUUGUUAAAUAUUGUUGUCUACUUUAAUGACGGGUAAGUCCAACAGCAAUGAAAGUAGUGUAAAUAUAAGAAAUAAAUUUCAUUUUUGAAAAUUCAUUAAGGUAUGAACUACAGUGCUUCAUGAUGGCAUACUUUUCAUGAAGCUCUAAAGCACUUCAUGAAAUGUGCGGCUGUGAAAUGUCGCAGUUCAUACCCUUGUGUAUUUUCAAAAAUAUUUCUUUGGUGUAUUGCAAAUAUCCCCGAGAUUUCAUUUGCAAGCACCUCGUGCAUGAGAAAUUACGUUGCUGAGAAGUCAUUGUUUUGAAUAUUUCCUGCCGAAAACAAAUGAAAUUAAAAUUCUGUUAUGAUUCUUUCAUAGGAUUUUACAUUAAAAAUAUAUGGCAGGACACUAUAAAUUUGAUAAUGGAACAUGUAGAUAUAUGUAGUUUCCAUUUUUAUUUUUAUUCAAAUAGGUGGUGUUAGGAAAGGAAUUUGUAUCCAGUAUGCCUUUUGUCAAGGAACAAAAGCCACAAAUAGCCAAAUUUGGCUCUGUAAAUUUAACUAGAGCUGAGCUUUGAUAUAUCACUAUUUUCUAUGAAUACUGACAAGGAUAAACAUUUCUAUUAGUUUGACAAGGAAUGGGAUUUAGAGGACAAGAGUUAACAAUAUACAUGGUAUCUCAUAUCUCAGCUUUUUGUAUAAUUUAGAUGUACUGCUGAUCGAACAGUGUCUAUGAUGUUACGUGUGGAUUCACUGUGAUAAGACACAGACCAUUAUGUUGUGACUGAAUUUGUUUCAUUAUUUAUACUUGUACGCAUUCAUACUAUGACAUCAUGUCUUCCCUUUGAAAUAAAAAAUUUCAAAGUAGA
Messenger RNA from Ostrea edulis (European flat oyster), 10965 nucleotides. RefSeq lists its product as uncharacterized. The record is from RefSeq and is a predicted model, not a curated record. The transcript has 21 exons. Gene Ontology annotation, molecular function: ATP binding; protein kinase activity; protein binding. Gene Ontology annotation, biological process: protein phosphorylation. The coding region runs from base 1532 to 8887 and encodes 2451 amino acids. NCBI's taxonomy places the organism in Eukaryota, Metazoa, Mollusca, Bivalvia, Ostreida, Ostreidae.